AUGGGUCGGUUGGAAAAAAGACAAGAUACGAGUAUUGAGUACCCAUUGCACCCGAGAAGAGGUCUCACUGCCCUUAGAGCUGCCCUCUCACCUACAGCAGUAAUCAUCGGUGCAACUCCCUAUACUAUCAAAGGAACUAAAUUCCUGACCGCCCGGUGGGAUGCUAUUGUUGAAUCAGCUUAUUUAAAGAAUGUUGUUUUGGAGUUUCUGGAGAGUAGCACUGGAGAAUGGGAGACUUCAGAACGCAAUAUUUUUGUCCUGCACUCUCCUCCUGAUAACGUUGAUACAAUGAGUGAACCGAAUAAUAUGAACAACAAUUAUAUCGGACAUUACAACAACAUCUGUCAAUCGACUUACCCGGAAGACGUUAAUUCUGAUGACGCCAAUACUCACGUUGCCUCCUUUUCUCUCUCUGAUAAUGUCGAUGUGACGUCUAUUGCUAUGAACUCUAUGGUCUACAAAGAUACCGGAGAUUAUACGGGCAAUUAUGCAUCAUAUCAAGGCAAUCCCUCAGUUUCUUAUUAUACCCACAUUAAUGGACAGUUGAAUUCACCGAAUCCCGAUCAAGCCGAAGCCCACGCAAACAGCUCUUGUCCGCUCCCAGGAUCUUUUCAAACAUUCUGUGGCUCUACCAACCUUUAUUCCGAUGCGAUGAACGACGACGGUUCCACAGAUAAUCGCUUUGGUAUGGACAACAAUUCAUCUACUUCGUAUAUUUUUACGCUCGAUCCCACAGGCACUGGAUAUGUUGUUACGAAAGUAGAGCAUACUCAAUUAGUAUUAGGCAGGAUGUCAGCUGCCGACUUUAACCAAAUGCUAGCUACAACUCGAACGUGA
This is a messenger RNA of Paraglomus brasilianum, 837 nucleotides long. The record is from the annotation of a GenBank genome assembly. Lineage: Eukaryota; Fungi; Glomeromycota; Glomeromycetes; Paraglomerales; Paraglomeraceae.